This is a messenger RNA of Oncorhynchus mykiss (rainbow trout), 2840 nucleotides long. It is a transcript of the gene eif2b5, whose product is annotated as eukaryotic translation initiation factor 2B subunit epsilon. NCBI's taxonomy places the organism in Eukaryota, Metazoa, Chordata, Actinopteri, Salmoniformes, Salmonidae. Gene Ontology annotation, cellular component: eukaryotic translation initiation factor 2B complex. Gene Ontology annotation, molecular function: guanyl-nucleotide exchange factor activity; translation initiation factor binding; translation initiation factor activity. The record is from RefSeq and is a predicted model, not a curated record.
AUCCGGUGCAACAUCUGGCUCAUUGUUCUAUCUGUGGUUGUUACUAUCUGACGAAAGGUUGUUGAAAUUUUGCUAGUAACGUUAACUAGCUACCUAGUUAUCAGACAAACACCAUGUCUAGCAGAGGAGGAAAACAGAAGAAAGGUAAUGUCACCAGUGAACAGGAGGAAGAGGAGCAGCCGCUUCAAGCUGUGCUAGUCGCCGAUAGCUUCAACCGGAGGUUUUUCCCCAUCUCCAAAGACCAACCCAGGGCCCUCCUACCAUUGGGCAAUGUGGCCAUGAUAGACUACACCCUGGAGUUCCUAACAUCCACUGGUGUUCAGGAGACAUUUGUCUUCUGCUGCUGGAUGUCCAACAAGAUCAAGGACCACCUGCUUAAGUCCAAGUGGUGUCGUCCCACCUCUCCAAACGUGGUCCACAUCAUCACCUCUGAUCUGUACCGUUCCCUCGGCGACGUGCUGCGGGAUGUGGACGCCAAGAAUCUGGUGAGGAACGACUUCAUCCUGGUCUACGGAGACGUGGUGUCCAACAUCGAUGUCAGCCAGGCCCUACAGGAGCACCGGCAUCGGCGUAAGGUGGACAAGAACAUCUCUGUGAUGACCAUGGUGUUCAAAGAGUCAUCUCCGGGCCACAAGACUCGCUGCGAGGAGGAUGACGUGAUCGUUGCCAUGGACAGCAAGAGCAAGCGGGUCCUCCACUACCAGAAGACACAGGGCCUUAAGAAGCUACAGUUCCCCAUGAACAUUUUCCAACAUGGAAGUGAUGAGUUUGAAAUCAGACAUGAUCUGUUGGACUGCCACAUCAGUAUCUGUUCCCCACAGGUAGCUGAACUCUUCACAGACAACUUUGACUACCAGACCAGGAAUGACUUUGUCAGAGGGAUUCUGGUCAAUGAAGAGAUUCUGGGCAACCAGAUCCACCUGUAUGUAACACAGGAUGGCUAUGGAGCACGCGUGUCCAACCUGCAGAUGUACGACUCCGUCUCCUUGGACAUGGUACGCCGCUGGGUCUAUCCCCUCACCCCCGAGGCGAACUUCACAGACCAGCAGGGGCAGGGGUGUACCCACUCCCGCCAUAACGUCUAUCGGGGCGCCGAGGUCAGCCUGGGGCACGGCAGCCAGAUGGAGGAGAACGUUCUGAUUGGUCGAGACACCAGCAUCGGGGCCAACUGUCACAUAUCAAACAGCGUCAUCGGCAACAACUGCACCAUAGGGGACAACGUGGUGUUAGACCGGGCCCACAUGUGGAACAACGUACACGUCUCCAGCAACGUAGAGAUUCACCAGUCAGUGGUGUGUGAUGGGGCUGUGGUCAAAGAGGCUGUACGCCUCAACAAACAGUGUGUCCUCGCGUACAACGUGGUGAUUGGUCCGAACCUGUCCCUCCCAGAAGGGACUGUGGUGUCUAUGCAUCACCCUGAGGAAGAGGAGGAAGAUGAUGAUGAUGAAUUCCUCAGUGAUGACCAGGAAGUGGGACACAGCAAAGACAAGACCAGGCAGAAAGCGUUUAAUCCAGCCGAGGUAGGACCUGAGGGAAAAGGUUAUAUCUGGAAGGCCAGUAUGAACGACACUGAGGAUGAAGAGCUGGCACAGUGUCUAUGGGGCCUGGUGCUUAACCCUGAUCCAGAGAGUGACAGUGAGAGUGAGGCCAGCGAGGAAUCUCAGGAUCGCAGUCGCAGUGUCUCACCAGAGAUUGAUGACGUCAAUGCUUUCCAGUUGGAAGUGUUGGGGACACUACAGAGAGGUUUGGAGGAGAACAUCGUCUGUGACAACCUGGUCCUCGAGAUCAACUCUCUCAAGUAUGCCUAUAACAUCACUCUCAAGGAGGUAAUGCAGAUUCUGACCAGAGUUGUUCUGGAGUACCCCUUCCAACAGCAGGGGACGCAGCUCACCACCCUACAGUACACCGGUUCACUACUGCCUCUGCUGAAGACGUGGUCUCCGGUGUUUAAGAACUACAUCAAGAGAGCUCAGGAUCACCUGGACUGCCUGUCUGCUGUGGAGGAGCUGUUCCUGGAGCAGGACACUCAUCAGACUGCUAUGGUCAAGGUGCUGAUGAAAAUGUACCAGCUGGAGAUCCUGGAAGAGGAGGCCAUCCUAAAAUGGUUCUCUACCGGAGCCACCAAUGACAAGAGCAGACAGCUACGCAAGAACCAGGGACUCCAGAAGUUUAUCCAGUGGUUGAAAGAAGCAGAGGAUGAGUCUUCGGAGGAAGGAGAGUGAGGAGGAUGAGUCUUUGGAGGAAGGAGAGUGAGGAGGAUGAGUCUUCGGAGGAAGGAGAGUGCGGAAGAUGAGUCUUCGGAGGAAGGAGAGUGCGGAAGAAGAGGAAUAAAGACUGAAGACUUGAGAACCGUGUGAAUAGAAUUCCAUGGCGGUUCACUUUAAAUCUGCACUUAAAAGGAUCGGUUCCCCAGACAGAUUAAGAGCUGGGUUCAAUCCGUAUCGCUUGAAGAUCCACAGUAAAAUUUAAAGGUCAUUUCCGAUUUUGAGCGGAAAUUGCCUUUAAAAUUGAGCUAUAACGUAGAUCUUCCACGAUUACGAAGCGAAUACAGCCCUGAACCUAGUCCUGGAGUAAAAAUAUAUUUUAGUGGACUUUCUCCAUUGAGGAUUCUUUUUAAUUCCAGGAUUAGGCCAAAUCUGUGUCUGGGGAAAACCGUCCCAGAAUGUCAAAGGUUAUCAGUUUGGACACUGUGGCAGCUUGAUAUUGCUUCUCCAAAAGGAAACGACGUUGUUGAUAUUUAGUGAUGGUGUACAGCGCAAGCAGACACCUUGCUCACAAUGUCACAAGAAGGAAAGCUGUGGUAUGGUUUAACACCCUAAUAAAAGAAAGAUUUAAAAACA